UCCCCGCCACACAAACAAGAAGGCGAGCCAAGCCAAGCCAAGCCCCUCCGCGGCGCGCGCGUUAUCCAUCUCCCCCUCGCCGCCGCCCUAUCGCCGCUGCUCGAGCUCUCGAUCCCCUCCUCCUCGCUCCGCCGGCCGCCGCGGCCGCAACCCAGAUGAUGCCGCGGCAGUGCGGGAAUCGCGCGUUGCUAGCGGAGGGAUCGAGCACGGUGGUGGUCGUCCAUGGCCGCAAGACCAGAGGUGGUAUCAGCACUGUCACCUCCAGCAGGAGGAGGAGCCAUGGCGGUGUCAGGUACCACCGGUGCUGCCCCCCGAGGGCUCACCUAUGGAGGAAGGGCGAUCAUCUUCCUCUCCAUCAUGCCAAGAUCUCUGCUCGUUGUUCCGAGAUCAAGGCCCACACGGUGCUGCAAGGUUCAGAUGCUCUAAGCAGCAUCAGGGAGUGGAGCAGGUCGCAUUUGGUCACCAUGACAGGGCUGGUGGCGUGUGCUGUUCUUGUAGUCCCUUCUGCCGAUGCUGUGGAUGCUCUCAAGACAUGCACUUGCCUUCUCAAGGAGUGCAGAAUAGAGCUGGCCAAAUGCAUAGCAAACCCAUCCUGUGCAGCGAAUGUAGCAUGCUUAAAUACAUGCAACAAUCGCCCUGACGAGACUGAAUGCCAGAUCAAAUGUGGAGAUCUGUUUGAGAACACUGUGGUCGAUGAGUUCAACGAGUGUGCUGUUUCGCGCAAGAAAUGCGUCCCACAAAAGUCCGACGUUGGCGAGUUCCCAGUCCCUGAUCCAUCCGCCCUUGUCAAGAACUUCAACAUGGCUGAUUUCAACGGCAAGUGGUAUAUUUCAAGUGGCCUCAAUCCCACUUUCGACACAUUCGAUUGCCAACUUCACGAGUUCCGUGUCGAGGGAGACAAACUUAUAGCGAACUUGACAUGGAGAAUUCGCACCCCCGACUCUGGCUUCUUCACCAGAACAGCCAUACAGCGGUUUGUGCAGGACCCAGCACAACCCGCGAUCCUCUAUAACCAUGACAACGAGUUCCUGCACUAUCAAGAUGACUGGUACAUUAUCUCAUCCAAAGUAGAGAACAAGGAAGAUGACUACAUUUUCGUGUACUACCGCGGCAGAAAUGAUGCGUGGGAUGGAUAUGGAGGUGCUGUUCUGUACACCAGAAGCAAAGUUGUGCCUGAAUCAAUAGUACCUGAGCUAGAAAGGGCGGCAAAAAGCGUAGGUCGUGACUUCUCCACAUUCAUCAGAACCGACAACACCUGCGGUCCUGAGCCACCUCUUGUGGAGAGAAUAGAGAAGACCGUCGAGCAAGGAGAGAAGACCAUCAUCAGGGAAGUGCAGGAGAUCGAGGGCGAGAUCGAGGGAGAGGUGAAGGAGCUGGAGGAGGAGGAGGUCACAUUGUUCAAGAGGUUGACAGAUGGCCUCAUGGAGGUGAAACAGGACUUGAUGAACUUCUUUCAGGGGCUAAGCAAGGAGGAGAUGGAGCUUUUGGAUCAGAUGAACAUGGAAGCAACUGAGGUUGAGAAGGUCUUCAGCCGCGCCCUGCCAAUAAGGAAACUAAGGUAGCUUCUAGUUGCCACUCCAGCAAGUACAAGGCAACAAGUAAUGCUCAAAAUAUAUUCUAUUCACCAAGGCAAUACCAAUAGUAACAGAUUAUUCUACAGAGAACAAAGAAUUUUUGAAUCUGCUAAUGCAUCCCCAUUAUUACAAUACAUUUCCAGCUUAGAGAUAUGUAAAGUAUCAGUAACUAUGUAACUUCCAUUAAAAAAAGGUAUAUAGUGAACUUUGUACAACUGUUCCAAAUAUGAUAUGGAUUAUGUCCUUUUGAUGACGAUAGUUUGAAUGCUGUUAAU
Messenger RNA from Oryza sativa Japonica Group (Japanese rice), 1849 nucleotides. Its product is annotated as violaxanthin de-epoxidase, chloroplastic. The record is from RefSeq and is a predicted model, not a curated record. Gene Ontology annotation, biological process: xanthophyll cycle; chlorophyll metabolic process. Gene Ontology annotation, cellular component: chloroplast. Gene Ontology annotation, molecular function: violaxanthin de-epoxidase activity. NCBI's taxonomy places the organism in Eukaryota, Viridiplantae, Streptophyta, Magnoliopsida, Poales, Poaceae.